This is a messenger RNA of Hydractinia symbiolongicarpus, 2230 nucleotides long. Its product is annotated as calponin homology domain-containing protein DDB_G0272472-like. The record is from RefSeq and is a predicted model, not a curated record. Bases 2 to 2230 code for a protein of 742 amino acids. Lineage: Eukaryota; Metazoa; Cnidaria; Hydrozoa; Anthoathecata; Hydractiniidae. The transcript has 5 exons.
AAUGCAGACAGUAAUGGAGAGCGUUACACAACAACAAGAAGUAAAUAACUUUCUCAUUACUCGUAAUGAGUACAGUUAUUUGCAAAAAUUAGUACUUGUUCAAAUACUAACGUUCAACGCACGUCGUGGAGGAAAGCCAACGAAGUUAACACUUGAUCACUGGAUCAAUAGAGAUAAAUGGAAGCGUCAAGAAGACAUUGACAAUCUUGAAAAUGCAACAGAGAAAGUACUUGCCGAGAGAUUGAAGGUUGUGUACACAAAAGGUAAGAGAAAGAAAAGAGUACUCACAUUAUUUACGCUAGUGGUUCAGGAAUGCAUUAAUGUAUUGGUAAUGGCACGUUCGCAAGUUGGAAUAGGUGAUACCAAUCAAUACUUGUUUCCUUGGGUAUUCAAAAAAUCCGAAAAUCACGUGCGUGGGUGGGAUGUGGUCAACAGUAUCGCAGCAAAGGCUCACUUAAAAAACCCAAAGCUUAUAACCUCCACCAAAAUUCGAAAACAGAUGGCUACUGUUCUGCAACUUUUGGACAUGACACCUGAUGAAUUAGAAUGUGUAACUGAACAUCUUGGGCACACAGCAGAUGUUCAGAAGACGUGGUAUCGGCAGAAGGUGUCCACCAUCGAGUUGACAAAAGUUGUCACUCUACUAAUGGCUAAGGAUAAAGGAGUAAACUUUAAAAAUAAACGAAUGAAAGAUCUCGGCGCAGAAGCAUCAGACAUAGAAUCACAAGAACUUGAAAAUCCCUCAACAAAUGUGAAUGAAAAUAUGUUAAGUGAAGUUGACGAGACAGAAGCUCCAAGCGCACCUACUGCUGUUACUGAAGAAAGUAGAAAUGGUACACAGAGAUUACGCGAAAAGAUUAACGAAAUAACAAAAUACCUUCAAGAUGAACAGGAAUGUGACAUUGAUGAACUUAAAAGAUUGAAGAAGCAUCUAGAAAAAAGACACGCUCAAUUCGAGAAGGACAUUGCUAAUUUCGAAACGGCUGUGGAGGAGACAGAAGAAAAAUCUGUAAAAAAACGGAAUAUGAUGCUCGAAGCAGAAGACAUCUUGGAAGACGUGGAGCAUCUCAUCGGCGUGAAGAAACAACGACAGCUUGAGCGUAAAAAGGAGCGUGAAGCCGAAGAGAAACGACUGCAGCGUGAAGCCGAAGAGAAACGACUGGAACGUGAAGUCGCAGAGAAACGACUGGAACGUGCAGCUGAGGAGAAACGAAUGGAACGUGCAGCUGAGGAGAAACGACUGAAACGUGCAGCCGAGGAGAAAAGAUUGAAGCGUGAAGCAGAGGAGAAAAGACUAGAACGUGAAGCUGAAGAGAAAAGACUAGAACGUGAAGCUGAAGAGAAACGACUGCAGCGUGAUGCCGAGAAGAAACGACUGGAACGUGCAGCCGAGGAGAAACGACUGGAACGUGCAGCCGAGUAUAAAAGACUGGAACGUGAAGCCGAGGCGAAAAGACUGGUACGUGAAGCAGAGGAGAAAAGACUCGAGUGCGAAGUUGUUGCUGAGGAGAAAAGAUGGGAAGCUGAUGAGCGUGAAAGGGAACGGAUAUACAAGUUGGAAAUGGAGAAAGAAAAAUUGCGAAGUGAAGAAAGGAUGUUGCAGAUGAAAUUGGAAAUGGAAAGGGAUUCCGAGAAGGCACAAGCCGUAGUUAAUUUGAAAGAUAUGGAGAACCAGCAAUCAUAUAAAAUGACGUUGCCAGAACAUGAUUUUUAUCCAACACCAAAGGUACCUACGGUUCGUCUACCCAAGCUGGAACUUCAAAGAUUUGGAGGUCAACCCAUCGACAAGUUCAACUAUUUGAGAGCAGAGCUGGAGAACGAAGCGUUAAGGGUAAUUGACGGCCUGGAACUGACCAAUGCGAAUUACGAGGUGGCACUUGGUAUCCUACACGAACGAUUUGGAAACAAGCAGUUGAUAAUCAAUAACCACUACACGCAACUAAUGGAUUCGCAGCCGGCCUCCAACAAGACGACCUCAUUACGAGCAACGUACGACAAGAUAGAAAAACAUUUACGAUCGCUAAACUCGUUAGGAGAAGAUACCAACACAAGAUCAACAAUAUCCCUAAUUCGUAUGAAACUACCGAGGGUGGUGAUUGCACGGCUAGAACAGAAAAGGGGAGAAGAAGAGGAAUGGACAGUGGAAACAUUGAGGAAAGUUUUAAAGAGAUACAUCACAGCACAAGAAGUAGCAGACAACCAAUAUGAAAUCAAUCCACGCAAAGAUUGA